GGCGCCUUUCCGGAGCGCGGGGAGAUGUAAAGACAGACAAAUCGUUUUCCCAAUGAGACUGUAGAAGAGACAAGCUAAUUGACCAAUGAGGACUGCGGGGCGGGAUCCUUUACCGCGGCGGAGUCCAAGAUGGCGGCGUGCGGUUCCGCUGUGUGAAACGAGCGCGGGGCGGCGGGUUAAUCAUCUCCGCGGAGACGACCUCCGACGACCCGCAACAAUGAAGGGAAAAGAGCGCUCUCCAGUCAAGCCCAAACGCUCCCGUGGAGGUGAGGACUCGACUUCCCGCGGGGAGCGGAGCAAGAAGUUAGGGGGCUCUGGUGGCAGCAAUGGGAGUAGCAGCGGAAAGACCGACAGCGGCGGCGGGUCGCGGCGCAGCCUUCAUCUGGACAAGUCCAGCAGCCGAGGUGGCAGCCGCGAGUAUGACACUGGUGGGGGCAGCUCCAGUAGCCGCUUGCAUAGUUACAGCUCCCCAAGCACCAAAAAUUCCUCGGGCGGGGGCGAGUCGCGCAGCAGCUCCCGGGGUGGAGGCGGGGAGUCACGUUCCUCUGGGGCCGCCUCCUCAGCUCCUGGCGGCGGGGACGGCGGGGAAUACAAGACACUGAAGAUAAGCGAGUUGGGGUCCCAGCUGAGUGACGAAGCGGUGGAGGACGGACUGUUUCACGAGUUCAAACGUUUCGGUGAUGUAAGUGUCAAAAUCAGUCAUCUCUCGGGUUCUGGCAGCGGGGAUGAGCGAGUAGCCUUUGUGAACUUCCGGCGGCCAGAGGACGCGCGGGCGGCCAAGCAUGCCCGAGGCCGCUUAGUGCUCUAUGACCGGCCUCUGAAGAUAGAAGCUGUGUAUGUGAGCCGGCGCCGCAGCCGCUCCCCUUUAGACAAAGAUACUUACCCUCCGUCAGCCAGCGUGGUCGGGGCCUCUGUAGGUGGACACCGGCACCCCCCUGGAGGAGGUGGAGGCCAGAGAUCACUUUCCCCUGGUGGCGCAGCCUUGGGAUACAGAGACUACCGGUUGCAGCAGUUGGCUCUUGGCCGCCUGCCCCCUCCACCUCCACCACCAUUGCCCCGUGAGCUGGAGAGAGAGCGAGACUACCCGUUCUAUGAGAGAGUGCGCCCAGCAUACAGUCUUGAGCCAAGGGUGGGAGCUGGAGCAGGUGCUGCUCCUUUCCGAGAAGUGGAUGAGAUCUCACCCGAGGAUGAUCAGCGAGCUAACCGGACGCUUUUCUUGGGCAACCUAGACAUCACUGUGACAGAGAGUGAUCUAAGAAGGGCUUUUGACCGCUUUGGAGUCAUCACUGAGGUAGACAUCAAGAGGCCUUCUCGGGGCCAGACCAGUACCUAUGGCUUUCUCAAAUUUGAGAACCUAGACAUGUCUCACCGGGCCAAACUAGCAAUGUCUGGCAAAAUUAUUAUUCGGAAUCCUAUCAAAAUUGGUUAUGGUAAAGCUACGCCCACCACCCGCCUCUGGGUAGGUGGUCUGGGACCUUGGGUGCCUCUUGCUGCCCUGGCCCGAGAGUUUGACCGAUUUGGCACCAUUCGCACUAUAGACUACCGCAAAGGUGAUAGUUGGGCAUAUAUCCAAUAUGAAAGCCUCGAUGCAGCUCAUGCUGCCUGGACCCAUAUGCGUGGCUUCCCACUUGGUGGCCCAGAUCGUCGCCUUAGAGUAGACUUUGCAGAUACAGAACAUCGUUACCAGCAGCAAUAUCUGCAGCCUCUGCCCUUAACUCAUUAUGAGUUGGUGACAGAUGCUUUUGGACAUCGAGCACCUGACCCUUUGAGGGGUGCUCGGGAUAGGACACCACCCUUACUGUACAGAGAUCGUGACAGAGACCUUUAUCCUGACUCUGACUGGGUGCCACCCCCGCCCCCAGUCCGUGAACGCAGCACUCGGACUGCAGCUACUGCUGUGCCUGCUUAUGAGCCACUGGAUAGCCUGGAUCGCAGGCGAGAUGGCUGGUCCUUGGACCGGGACAGAGGCGAGCGAGAUCUGCCCAGCAGCAGAGACCAGCCUAGGAAGCGAAGGCUGCCUGAGGAAAGUGGGGGCCGGCACCUGGAUAGGUCCCCUGAGAGUGACCGUCCCCGAAAACGUCACUGUGCUCCUUCUCCCGACCGCAGCCCAGAGUUGAGCAGUAGCCGGGAUCGCUACAACAGUGACAAUGAUCGAUCUUCCCGUCUUCUUAUCUUGGAAAGGCCCUCUCCAGUCAGAGACAGACGAGGUAGUUUGGAGAAGAGCCAGGGUGACAAGCGAGACCGUAAAAACUCUGCAUCAGCUGAACGGGAUAGGAAGCACCGGACAGCUGCUCCCACUGAGGGAAAAAGCCCUCUGAAAAAAGAAGACCGUUCUGAUGGGAGUGCACCCAGCACCAGCACUGUUUCCUCGAAGCUAAAGUCCCCUUCCCAGAAACAGGACGGUGGGACAGCCCCCACAGCUGCAGCCUCUCCCAAACUCUGUUUGGCCUGGCAGGGCAUGCUUCUAUUGAAGAACAGCAACUUUCCUUCCAACAUGCAUCUGUUGCAGGGUGACCUCCAAGUGGCUAGUAGUCUUCUUGUGGAGGGCUCAACUGGAGGCAAAGUAGCCCAGCUCAAGAUCACUCAGCGUCUUCGUUUGGACCAGCCCAAGUUGGAUGAAGUAACUCGACGCAUCAAAGUGGCAGGGCCCAAUGGUUAUGCCAUUCUUCUGGCUGUGCCUGGAAGUUCUGACAGCAGGUCCUCCUCUUCUUCAGCCACGUCAGACACUGCCACCUCUACUCAGAGGCCACUUAGGAACCUUGUGUCCUAUUUAAAGCAAAAGCAGGCCGCUGGGGUGAUAAGCCUCCCUGUGGGGGGCAACAAAGACAAGGAAAACACCGGGGUCCUACAUGCUUUCCCACCCUGUGAGUUCUCCCAGCAGUUCCUGGAUUCCCCUGCCAAGGCACUGGCCAAAUCUGAAGAAGAUUACCUGGUCAUGAUCAUUGUCCGUGCAAAACUGGUGAACUGCGGAUUGAAGAUAUGGAAUUCAAAGCUCUAAUGGACCUUUUUGAAGAGAAGUUGUGGCUUAUGUGGAGUUUACAUGGGCCUCUUGAUGGAAGAAAGCUAAUCUGUUUAGUAUUUGUGCAUUUUACUAAAAUGGCAGCUUAAAGUUGUGUAUCUGCUAUUGUGAUGCCAAUGCCGGUGUUUUAAGUGGAAAAAAAAUGACCUCUUGCUUUGUGCUGUGUACACAAGAUUUCUGGAAAAGUAAAGAAAAACCCUUUUUAUGGCUCACACAGCUUAAAAGUAGCUGUCACUCAAACGUGCGCUCACAGUUGAGCUGCUUUUGUUUUAUUCUAAAUAAAUUGUUUCUUUUGAGGAAAAUGUU
Leptonychotes weddellii (Weddell seal) is the source of this 3325-nucleotide messenger RNA. RefSeq names its product RNA binding motif protein 15 (gene RBM15). Gene Ontology annotation, molecular function: RNA binding. NCBI's taxonomy places the organism in Eukaryota, Metazoa, Chordata, Mammalia, Carnivora, Phocidae. The record is from RefSeq and is a predicted model, not a curated record.